Striga hermonthica is the source of this 595-nucleotide messenger RNA. The record is from the annotation of a GenBank genome assembly. NCBI's taxonomy places the organism in Eukaryota, Viridiplantae, Streptophyta, Magnoliopsida, Lamiales, Orobanchaceae.
GUGGUCACAAUUAAAGUCCAUGUUCCGAACCCACUUCAUCGGAUCUCAGGCGUGCCGAAUUCCCAAAGAAUCGAUCACUCACAUUAUCCAGGGAGCAGACGAGAGUUUGAAGGAUUACAUCACCCGUUUCAACGAACGGGUACAAAACAUGGAACCGUGCCAUCAGGAGACUCUGCUCGUUUCGGCAUAUUCAGGACUGAGACCAAACUCGAUGUUCAAAUGGACCCUCUGCCAAACAAACCUCAGACGUAUCACGAAUUCUUGAUGAAAGCUCAACAACAUAUCAUGGCAGAAGAAAACAUGUUCGUCCCGUCAUUCCCAGCCCUGAAUGAGCAAACCACCAAAGCAAAGGAAUCCCGACCGAACAAGGAGUUUGCGAAGGACGGAAGAAGCUCCCAAUUCCAAGCCAUGCAGAGGAAACAUCACGAGGAACUCACGAACAGCUACCAGGGGGUGUAUUCGGCCGGCGCAGCCGUAGUGUAUGAAGAGUUGAAAAGGCCAAGAAACGAUGAACGAAUGAACCCAGGAGACGAGCCCGAUUUCGGACUGAAUCCCCGGAGAGCAAACGAACAUCACAAUGAAAUCUUGACGAUCA